Messenger RNA from Gadus chalcogrammus (walleye pollock), 2487 nucleotides. RefSeq names its product immunoglobulin superfamily DCC subclass member 3-like. The transcript is spliced from 16 exons. Gene Ontology annotation, biological process: axon guidance; cell-cell adhesion. Lineage: Eukaryota; Metazoa; Chordata; Actinopteri; Gadiformes; Gadidae. The coding region runs from base 1 to 2487 and encodes 828 amino acids. Gene Ontology annotation, cellular component: axon; plasma membrane. The record is from RefSeq and is a predicted model, not a curated record. Gene Ontology annotation, molecular function: protein binding.
AUGUCUGGGAUGAGGCCUGGGAAAGUCACCCCCAAGUUCAAGUUGAAAAGAGUUCAGAGAUCAGAGGUCAUUUGGAUGGGGGGGAGGGGGCUGUUGAACUCUGGAGAGGAUGAUGGAGAUAAUGAAGAGGAAGAGUUCUCCAGACGCACUCCUCCUCCGCCACCUCCUCCUCCUCCUUCUCCCGGCCCUUCUGCUGUGAUUCAUCCUCAAACCAUCUGCACCAACUUCAUCCUUGUAAGUAUUCAUCGUCAUGUUCAUCCAAUCCAUCCUAUUGCCGGCGGAGCCUCAGAGUUGGCGUUCCUGAAAGAGCCGAGCGAUGUCAUAGCUGUGAGGGACCGGCCCUUGAUGCUGGACUGCCAGGUGGAGGGGGAGGGGCCUAUAUCGGUCACGUGGAGACGGAACGGCGUGGCCGUGCCUGUCGGCGCGAGGGCGAGCGUGCUGGCCAACGGCACGCUGCUCAUUGAAAAGUUUUCCAAGCGGCGGGAGAGCGACGAGAGCGACGCCGGCGUGUACGACUGUUCAGCGGAGAACCGCGACGGACGCAUAGUCAGCCGCAAGGCCCGCGUUCAGCUGGCCUCUCUCCCUAAGUUCCUCACCCACCCAGAGUCGGUGGCGGUGGAUGAAGGGGGCGUGACCAGACUCACCUGCCAGGUGAACGGGAUCCCAGAGGCCAGCAUCACCUGGGAGAAGAACCUCAGUCCCCUGAGCACUGAGGACACACGGUACACUCUGCUGCCCCAUGGAGUCCUUCAGAUCUCUGGUCUCCGUCGUGGAGAUGGCGGUUCGUUCCGCUGCGUUGCUACCAACAUCGCUAACAUCCGCUACAGCCGAGAGGCUCUGCUCACUGUCACAGCGGCGGGGUCCAGGACUUAUAAGGAGCCGGUCAUUCUGUCCGGUCCACAGAACCUCACCAUCACGGUCCACGAGACAGCCAUCCUGGAGUGCAUUGCUACGGGCAACCCAAGGCCCAUCGUCUCAUGGAGUCGCCUUGACGGUCGCUCUAUCGGCGUGGAGGGGAUCCAGGUGCUGGGAACCGGGAACCUGAUGAUCUCCGACGCGUCCCUGCAGCACUCCGGGGUCUACGUGUGCUCGGCCAACCGGCCCGGCACCCGGAUACGAAGGACGGCCCUGGGGCGCCUGGUGGUGCAAGCUCCACCUGAGUUCCUGCAGUGGCCGCAGUCUGUGUCUAGGCCACCAGGUGGCAGUGCGGUGCUGACCUGCAGCGCGCAGGGCGUCCCCGAGCCGCAUAUCAUCUGGCUGAAGAACGGAAAGAUCCUUUCGCCUGGGAGUGGGAACAACGUCAAGCUCACCAACAACAACACGACUCUAGCCAUAACCCGUAUCACAGCAGAGGAUGAGGCCAUCUAUCAGUGCAUCGCUGAGAACAGCGCUGGCACCAACCAGGCCAGUGCCCGCCUGGCCCUAAGCCCCUCCUCCCAACUACCUGAAGCCCCUGCCCACCUUCAGGCCACGCCCACUUCCUCCACCUCCGUGAAGCUGAGCUGGGAGCGCCCCUCCCCCGAGGUCACAGAGCACAUCAUCGGAUAUGUACUGCACAUACGCAUGUUGGGAGAGCCAGACAGUAAGGAGCUUCAGGAGGCGGUCAGCAAGACCACCUUCCAGCAUGAAUUCUCCGCCCUGGAGCCGGCCACCGCCUACUCCAUCUACCUGAAGGCCUACUCCCCGCUGGGGGCCAGCCAGAGCUCCAGCACCCUCGUCACCACCACCCUUGGGGGCGUCCCUGCCUCCCAGACCUUCCUCACUAAGGUGCUGAACCGGACCGCCGUGCAGGUGUUCUGGGAGCUGCCGUCCAAGCCCGGGAAGGUUGAGGGCUUCCGGCUGUCCCACCGCCGUGUCCCCCUCCCGGACUUCGAGGCUCUAGAGACCCUCCCCGCCCACAUCAACACCCACACCUACUCCGGCCUGGAAGCGGCCGGUGUGUACGAGGUGAGGCUGGUGGCCUACAACGGGAACGGAGACGGUGCGGCCACCCGGCGGUUGGUCUCCCUGGCCGACCCCCAGCCCCGCCCCGAAACUACAGGGUGUAACUGUGAGGACAACCACGGCUCCGGCCUUCUGAUCGGCGUCCACAUCAGCCUGGCCUGCAUCGUCUGCUGCCUCCUCUUCCUCGUCUUCGGUUACAGACACAGGUUUCUCUGCAGAAAGGGGACCCAGGACCGCUGGACCCUUCCUAGGGGCCCCGUUGGAACCAGGGCCCCUAAAGACGUAGCAUCCCCGGGUCGCCCCGAAGCCAUUGAGCUGAGCAUUCAGGGACGUGACCCCACCCCUGCUCCAGUGACGGAGAACCCUCCUCCGCCCUGCCAGGUCCUGGUGGAGGCACCACCCCCCUGUCGCUCUGUUUUAUAUUCUGCCAAACGCUUCGUCCCAGCGGCCUUGCGGCUGUCCGAGCAGAGAGCCUCCCAACGAGGGAUGGUGCCAAAGUUACAGCUCUGCUCCGACACGCCCUUCAUGAACGACAAGCCUUAG